Mercenaria mercenaria is the source of this 3937-nucleotide messenger RNA. RefSeq names its product collagen alpha-3(VI) chain-like. The record is from RefSeq and is a predicted model, not a curated record. Lineage: Eukaryota; Metazoa; Mollusca; Bivalvia; Venerida; Veneridae. The transcript has 21 exons. Bases 91 to 3894 code for a protein of 1267 amino acids.
UAUCAGUCGCAUGCUUUGAGAGUUGAAGUAAAUCUAUAUAAACGAAGCUCCAAAGGUUUUGAAACGGGUUUGAAGGCGAGCAUUACAAAAAUGAAUGGACUAUUUCAGCGAAUGAUAGUUCUUGUAGCUGUUAUCUACAGUGCAAAGGCUAUUGACAAAGCGUGCCCUUUCAAACCAGUCGACAUCACUUUUGUUCUUGAUGGUUCAGGAAGUGAAGGUCAUGCAAAUUUCAACAAACAACUCCAGUUUGUUUCAAACAUAACGAAGCAAUUUGAAAUUGGUGAGAAUAAUACCCGUGUCUCGUUGGUCACGUUCUCUACAAAAGCUCACAAUGAGUUCUUUCUGAACCAGUAUUACAAUAAGGCAAAGCUACUGUCACAUAUAGCAAAUGCAGCAUAUCCGAAUGGCGAAACAAACACACACAGCGCAAUCCACUUUGUAUCACAUCACACACUGUCUCCGAAUCACGGCGCUGAGAGAAAUGUGACAAAGCUUGUCAUUGUGUUGACAGACGGACAAUCAUCACAUCCAGCGUUACUUCAGCACGCAAUUUCUAACUUAAAUAACAAUCCUCUUGUCACAACAAUAGCCGUUGGAAUUGGGAAGGCAGUAGAUCCAAAAGAACUACAAAUGAUUGCCAGUGAUUCAAACCACACCUUCCAAGUCAGCUCGUUUGAUGCCCUCCACACCAUUCAAAACGAACUCACUGACACUGCAUGUAAAGUCUGUAACAAAAUGGUGUCAAAUGUUUGUUUCGUCCUUGACUCCUCUGGUAGUGAGGGAGCUAUCAAUUUUCACAAACAACUGGAGUUUGUAAAUAUGGUUGUCAAUGAAUUCUCGUUCGGACAUGGUGCCAAGACACAUGUCUGUCUUAUCACAUUUGCUUCUGGUGCCUUUCACGAGAUACAUCUCAGACAAUACCAUGACAAGAAUUCUAUUAUGACAAACGUUCUUAAAGUACCAUGGAGGAAUGGUGAAACAAUGACGGACAAAGGGCUUACCGCUGCCAAACAAGAGCUUAGCCACAGCCAUGGAAAUAAAGUGGCAAUAGUGUUAACAGACGGAAAGUCAAGUAAUCCAGCAUUGACAAAACAGGCAGCGAACAGUUUACACAGGCAUGGCAUCGAGACCUUUGCAGUAGGAAUAGGGCGACAUGUCAACAAUGAUGAAUUGGAGGUUAUUGCUUCUAAUAACAGGCACGUGUUUACGGUUGGUACAUUCGACCAGCUUGCACACAUCCAUCAACGUGUUGUCAACAGAAUCUGCGCAAAUGCUAGAAGACAACAUACCCAGACAACAGCCACAGCCGCCACAAAAAGACCUCAUACCACGAGAAAACAUGCGACUAAACUGCCGACAACAGCGAGGACUACGACCACAACCACCACCACAACACCAUUGCCUCCUACCACACCAAAACCCGCAUGCAGUCUCAAGCCAGCAGACAUUGUUUUUGUCGUUGACUCGUCCGAAAACCAAGGUGUUGACAACGUCAAAACAGCUGCGGACUUUGUUUAUGAUUUUGCCACCAAUUUUUCUACUGAUUCCAAUAACGUCCAGUUCAGUGUUGUGACCUUCUCAUCUGAUGUUCGCAAUGGCUUUUUCUUUAACAAGUACAAUUCCAGGCCAAGCGUUCUUCACGCUAUACGAAAUAUCCAGUAUAUGGGACAUGGGACCAAUACAUCCGGUGCUCUAAAUUUCGUGCGCACACAAAGUCUACUUCCGGCAAACGGCGCCAGGACUAAUGCCUCAAAGUUUGUAAUAGUUGUUACCAACGGACGAUCUGACAACCAAGUCCAAACCAAACACGAGGCGCAACUGCUACAGAAACAAGCGGAAGUAAUCUCUGUGGGUAUCGAACCGGUUGAUGACCAGGCAGAGCUAGCCAACAUAGCUUCGAACCACCUCGUUGUAACAGGAAACAGUGACGCAUUGAUUAAAAUUAUUAAAACUCGAUUAACUGAUCCAGUGUGUGCAUUAGGAAGCAUGCAGAACUUGAAAUUUAAAAGAGAGCCGACAAAUUUGUUAACACUUUUGCAUUUGAGAAUGAAUAUAACAACAAUGAAUGGGAUAUUUCUAUGUUUUCUAGUCAUUGGCACAGUUUGCUACAGCGCCAAUGCUAUUGAUAAAGCAUGCCCUUUCAAGCCCGUCGAUAUUAUCUUCGUUCUUGAUGGUUCAGGCAGUGAGGGUCAAAACAAUUUCAAUAAACAGCUUGAGUUUGUUUCGAACAUAACCGAGCAAUUUGAAAUCGGUGAGAAUGAUACCCGUGUCGCGUUGGUCACGUUCUCUACCGCAGUUCACAACGAAUUCGACCUGAACCGGUACUACAAUAAGACAGUGCUUCUGUCACACAUAACAAAGGCAGGGUAUUAUAACGGGGAAACAAACACACAUUUGGCACUCCAAUAUGUGCGUGUACAUACAUUGAAUCGUCACAGAGGUGCUGAAAGAAAUGUGACAAAGCUUGUCAUCGUGUUGACAGACGGACGAUCGUUAGAACCAAGCAUGCUCGAGCGCUCUGUCCAUGAUUUGAAGAGAAACCCUCUUGUCACCACAAUAGCCGUUGGAAUAGGGAACUCAGUAGAUCCAAAAGAACUACAAAUGAUUGCCAGCGACUCAAACCACACUUUCCAAGUCAGCUCUUUUGAUGCCCUCCACACCAUUCAAAACGAAGUCACUGACACGGCAUGUAAUGCUUGUAACAACAUUCAGUCCGAUGUUUGUUUCGUCCUUGACUCCUCUGGUAGUGAAGGCGCUGUUAAUUUUCACAAACAACUCGAGUUUGUAAAUAUGGUUGUGAACGAAUUCCCGUUCGAAGCUGGCACACAAACACGUGUCUGCCUUAUCACAUUUGCUAAUAAUGCACGAUAUGAACUGCGUUUGAAAAACAACUAUGACAAGGAAACCAUAAUGGCAAAUGUUCUAAGAGUACCAUGGAGCAAUGGUGAAACGAUGACGAACAAAGGUCUCGAUGCUUCUCGAGCCGAGCUUCACCACGGUCAUGGAAAUAGAGUAGCAAUUGUGUUAACUGACGGACGGUCAACUGAACCAGAUUGGACAAAACGCUCAGCAGAUAAUUUGCACAGGGGCGGCGUUGAGACCUUUGUCGUAGGAAUUGGUAACAACGUGGAUAAUAAUGAAUUAAAGAUCAUUGCUUCUGAUAACGACCAUGUGUUCAAAGUUGCCUCAUUCGAUCAGCUGGCACAGAUCCAUCGAAAUGUUGUCGACAAAAUCUGCGUAGCUGCUAACAGGGUGACAACAACAAUAUCAACCACGACCACUACAACAACAACAACAACCACUACACUGCCUCCUACCACAACAAAAGCAGCUUGCGGUCUUAAGCCGGCAGACAUCAUCUUCGUCCUGGACUCAUCCGACAGUGAAGGUGCUGACAACUUCAAGAAAGAGGUGGAGUUCGUUUAUGCUUUUGCCGCACAAUUUUCCAUUGGUACCAAAAACGUCCAAUUCAGCGUUGUCACAUUCUCUUCUGAUGUCCGUAAUGAUUUCUUCUUUAACAAGUAUAAUUCCAGAAACGCCGUUCUUCAUGCAAUACGUAACAUUCAGUAUAUAGGACAAGGGACGAAUACAUCCGGUGCUUUAAAUUUUGUGCGCACGGAAACUCUUCUUCCGGCGAAUGGCGCUAGGACAAAUUCCUCCAAGUUUGUUAUAGUCAUCACCGACGGACGAUCCGACGACCAGGAUCAAACCAAACACGAAGCGCAACUUCUACACAGACAGGCGGAGGUUCUCUCUGUGGGUAUUGGACCAGGCGUUGACAAGGCAGAGUUGGCCAACAUCGCUUCGAAUCAUCAUGUUGUAACAGUGAACAGUUUUGCGUUGCUUAAAACUAUUAAAAGACAGUUAACUGAUCUAGCUUGUGAGUCGGGAUAAUGUAAUGUAUUAACAUGUCUAGAAAGUAAAAUUUAGGACAUUG